Messenger RNA from Lathyrus oleraceus (garden pea), 983 nucleotides. RefSeq lists its product as uncharacterized. The transcript has 3 exons. Bases 213 to 734 code for a protein of 173 amino acids. Lineage: Eukaryota; Viridiplantae; Streptophyta; Magnoliopsida; Fabales; Fabaceae. The record is from RefSeq and is a predicted model, not a curated record.
AGAAAACCCACGGAAAGCCCAUUGUUUUUUUAAAACCAAAUCCCAUUAGUUAUUAUAUCAACCAUGACUCGAUAACAGGUUGGAAUCUCAAUCCGUCGCGUCGUUUACUUUGCAUAUCUUCCUUCCCCGUUCUCGUGCUUUCCCUACUGUAACAAACAACAACGUUAACAAACUGUCACACACUCUGUUUUUCCACAAACCUUAAACCCACCAUGACGGAAUCAACAAAAUCUCCCUCAGAAGCAAAAAGACCCAAUUUGGUUGAAAGAGCAAAGGAAGAAUUUGAGGCUAUAUUGCAUCCUCAUAAGUCUUCAAGCCAUCAUCACAGGGAAACUCAUGGAUUGAAUAGUGAUAUUGACCAGAAUACCUUGUUGGAUGAUGUCAAGGCUCCAAAUGUAUUUGAAAGAGCCAAGGAGGAGUUUCAAGCCAUUGCUCAAGUCUUCCAUCAUAAUAAUAAGGAGGCAAACCAUAAACAAGAAAUCUCAAGCUCUUCAUCAGAAACAAAAGCUAAGGAGGGCAACAUAUUUCUAAAAGCUAAGGCAGAGAUUAAAUCUGUGAUACAUCAUCUUGAUAAAUCAAAACAGCAUCAUCAUGAUAAAGAAACUCAUGGAAUGAAUGAUGAUAUCGAUGAGAAUACUCCUAUAAACGAAGUUAAGGCACCAAAUGUCUUUGAGAGAGUAAAAGAAGAAUUUGAAGCUGUUUUACAAGCAAUGCACCCUAAGAAAGAAAGUUGACUAUCUUUCAUCCCCAACAAUGGAAUGGUGUUGAAUUGAGUUUUGAUUGGGAUGAGUGUUAUGUACAUGUGAUAAUCAGUAAACAUAUGCUUAUAUAUUUCUGUACUGAUAUAUCUAUAUGAUUGUUCUAUUCUUCCAAACCCCUUUUGUGCAUGUAAGUUUUGAUUCAUACAAGCAUUACAUUGAAACAUUGCUCUGCAUGAUUGAUUGGUUUUAUCAGUGAUGCUAGUGAAACUCACCUCUUAGUCA